Pyrus x bretschneideri (Chinese white pear) is the source of this 1131-nucleotide messenger RNA. RefSeq names its product WD repeat-containing protein ATCSA-1-like. Gene Ontology annotation, biological process: proteasome-mediated ubiquitin-dependent protein catabolic process; transcription-coupled nucleotide-excision repair; protein polyubiquitination. NCBI's taxonomy places the organism in Eukaryota, Viridiplantae, Streptophyta, Magnoliopsida, Rosales, Rosaceae. Gene Ontology annotation, molecular function: protein binding. Bases 359 to 811 code for a protein of 150 amino acids. The record is from RefSeq and is a predicted model, not a curated record. The transcript has 4 exons. Gene Ontology annotation, cellular component: Cul4A-RING E3 ubiquitin ligase complex; nucleotide-excision repair complex.
CCCAAUAUUUUUUUCUAUGCCUGUUGUAAAACAUCCCCACAUUGGCCUGUAAUGUUUCAGGAUUCAUUUCCCAAGCUAGGAAAGUUGACGUUGCCCAGCUAUGUAGAGGGUUGGUGUGGCUCUUUUGCAAAGUCAAAUCGAUUAGGUUUUAUGGUGCAUACUCUAAAAAGCAACUAGCUUUCCUUCGAGGUAUUGAGCAUGUAGAUUUGACGGAGGGCCGUUACCUGUUAUCCAAACGCUCCAACUCUCCUGUCACAAAGACAUCAUCUCCCCUCACCGAGGCUCCGUCAACUCUCUCCAGUUCGAUUUGACGGAGGGUCGGUACCUAUUAUCCGGUGCCUCCGAUGCUUCCGCCGCCAUGUUCGAUGUCCAGCGCGGGACCGAUAACGUGGGCGGCGGAGCUGUCACGAGGCAUAAGUGCCUGUUUGCGGUGGAUAAGCAGCACGAGCACGGGCAUAAGUACGCGGUGUCCUCCGCCGUGUGGUAUCCCGUCGACAACGGACUGUUUGUGAAGGGGUCGUACGAUCAUCACAUCAAUGUUUGGGACACGAAUACGACUCAGGUAGUUAUGGACUUCAACAUGCCGGGGAAGAUGUACCGGACUGCAAUGUCGCCGUUGGCAACUUCUCACAUGCUCAUUGCGGCCGGAACCGAAGAUGUUCAAGUCCGCCUCUGUGAUAUUGCCUCUGGGACUUUUGCUCACACCUUGUCUGGCCACCGCGAUGGUGUGAUGACUGUGGAAUGGUCUACUUCUAGCGAGUGGGUUUUACUUACAGCAUGGAUCUAUGACUUUUAUGACAAUGGAACGUGAUGAGAUCUCAACCAAUACGAUGAUCCACACUGAAGAUACAAUGUGAAUGCACAACCAUUAUAUGCGAUGUCUAUUUGCUUGAAUUGUACACUGGUGGCAAUGAUAGACAAAUUCUAGUUUGGUUGCCGCCCAGAAUGGUUUCCGAUGAGGAUAAAGGACCAUCCAAGGAUGAGGAUAAUUGGAGUGACUAGCAUCCGCUGUGCUUGUGAUCCUCAUUUCCGCUAGGUAGAGCACCUUUGUCUUUCUCUGAGUUUCCUGUUGUGCUUUUAGAUCUAGGAGGCUGUAUUUGAUGGGCACAAUGAUUAGUAAGUUUAUAUUUU